Neodiprion fabricii is the source of this 7811-nucleotide messenger RNA. Its product is annotated as SUN domain-containing ossification factor. The record is from RefSeq and is a predicted model, not a curated record. Gene Ontology annotation, biological process: protein folding in endoplasmic reticulum. Bases 1047 to 5006 code for a protein of 1319 amino acids. The transcript is spliced from 6 exons. Gene Ontology annotation, cellular component: membrane; cytoplasm. Lineage: Eukaryota; Metazoa; Arthropoda; Insecta; Hymenoptera; Diprionidae.
UGUAUACAUACUUAUGUCUACGUGCUUGCUUUAUCAUUGUCAUUAUUAUACCGCAAUAUACCCACAACCUUCUCGGCCUAAUGUUACCAUUCAAUACUCCGCUAAAUGCGAGACAACUUGUUGACGAAGAAUACUUGCCGUCGACGACAACUUGGUUCAGAGAAUAACUCAUUUUUUAAGUGCGUCGUUAUUGUCGCGAGUUGUAAUAUUACACUUGUAUGCACGAUGUAUUCAAGUACUUGCGACGUGUGUUAGGAUACGUUGUACAUAAACGUCAUUCGUACAAACUGUUCGUCGGUGUAAUACUCGUGACUGAUUUUGUGCAACGAUUCUCAAGUCACGCCACGUGGUGGUUUACGGCUAUAAAUAUAAAUUUACUUUUUCUCACGUCCACAGUACGCUGCGAAAUUUAUUGUUUCACGUCGGUUGGACAGAGUAUUGUUACUAUAAUCAUACAUCUAUACGGCCACGGAGUGUGUCAAAUGUGGUGUGAAUAUUGGAGCUAUGUGAGAAUUGAUAUGUGUCUCGUAAAUUUAAAUAUUUCUUCAGGAGUUGGAAAUCGUAGCUCCUUCGAGUUGCAUUUCGACCGGUUUUCUUCGUUCAGAAAUUGAAAAUAAACAUAAGAAAUAAAUAAAUGGACGAGAGAUAUUUAGGUAUCCAGUGUUGAUUGCCGUGUGGUGAAUGUGAAUAUAACGAUGUUCUCCCGCUGGUUAGUUUACUAAUGAAUAUUUUUUAAAGGCGGAAAUGAAAUUCAUACCUGUUAGUGUCGAGUUUUUCUGUACAGAUAAAAAAGCGUUUGUCUAAAUUGUCGAUUUAAAUCUCAUAACAUGAACAAUAAAUGUUUAAUAAAUCGUAGUGGAAGUAAUUUGAAGUUUGUGCGAAAAUAUACAGCAUCGUAGUGGAUCAACCGCGAGUUGCCUACGUGGCUAGAUAGCCCCGUCAGCGGCAGAUGAAUGUCAACAAAAUGAGAAUGAUAUUUGAAAGAACGAUAAAAUGAUUAAAAUAAAAUAAGCAAAUAAAUUUAAUAAUUGGCGCGCUGCGGAGCUAUGGCUAAAAAGAGUUCUUCCCCGUGUCCUAUGAGGUGGGCCGAGGAUUCUACAGGACAAUUACUACAUGCGGCGGUACUUUACCUCGGAGUCGUUGUCGUACUGUGGUGUUUUCCUGCCAGACUGAACAAUCGCAUUCCCGAAGCUGACCAGGCGGUGGUCCUCACAUUGGUGGAUACCGCAGCCGCCGAACUUCAGAGUUUAACCGAACCAAGGAUAUCGUUGGAUAAAUUGGGAAAUAAAUCACUUGUCAGCAACCUGAGCCUCGCGCUGAGCAACUCUGCGAGAGUACCGGAACCAACGGAGCUAUCAUCACCGUCGGAACUUCUGACAUCGACGAAUUUGAAAGCAGAUAAAAGCUUGGAGACAUCGCAGAACCUGACCACGGAUCGAGAAGAGCAACCGGUAGAACACGAAAACAAACUUACGGGUCAACAGACUGUCUCCGAUGAGAACGACACUCUCGAAGUGGUGAUCGUAAGGGCGGAUCAAAGCAACGGCAAAGGCGGGGAAGAAGAGGUGAUAGUAUCUGCUGAAGAAUUACUAGGUACAGAAGACAGAAUUGAGAACACUUCGGAGCUUCCGGAAAAUGAGGCCAGGGUGAGACUGACUGAAGGCUCUGCAGAGGACGCAAGUGUUAUGCUCGAUGUUUUGGUUACCGCAACGGGGACGGAUCCUCACGAAGAUAUACCAUCGUUCAGCGAAUGGGCACAGAAGAGACUCGAGGAAGCCGAGAAGAAAAAAACGCACCCUAACGCAUCUUCCCAAAAUCCUGGAGGUCCUGGAGGACGAGGAAUAGGAAGCACUAAAGUCAGAUCCAAAAACUACGCGUCGCCGGAUUGUGGAGCAAAAAUCGUAGCAGUUAAUCCAGAGGCAGGCAGUGCAAGCAGCGUUUUGAGUUCAUCGAGGGAUGAAUACAUGCUCAACACCUGCACAUCUCGUGUAUGGUUUGUAGUUGAGCUCUGUGAAGCUAUACAGGCAGAGAAAAUUGAGCUGGCUAACUUUGAACUGUUCAGUUCUUCACCCCGAGAUUUUUCGGUGUUUGUUGGAGACCGUUUUCCGACCAGAGACUGGAGCGUGGUUGGUCAAUUUGCAGCAAAAGAUGAACGUGACAUUCAAAGUUUUGCUCUUCAUCCUCGACUCUUUGGGAAGUUCAUUAAAGUCGAGCUCCACUCCCAUUAUGGCUCGGAACACUUCUGCCCUGUUUCCCUCUUUCGAGCCUAUGGUACUAGUGAGUUUGAAGUCCUAGAAACUGAGAACCAAAUACAAGAGUCCCUCGGGGCUGAGGAUGACGAAACUGAGGAAGAAGAGGAGAUGCUGGACAUCGACACUGGAGAUUCUCCACGAAAUUUAUUUGGCAGUGCGCGGGAUGCGGUCUUAAGCAUUGUGAAGAAGGCUGCCGAAGUCCUUGUCAAAUCAGGAAAUACAGUGAACAAUAAUACCCAGAUUCGAGCUAGCAUUGAAAACACCAUACUUCAAAAUUCGCUUGUUGCAGCAUGCAUGACGCCACGAUACACCGUCCUUUGUUCCAAUUGCACAGAAACAAUGUUCGCUAAAGUCUUCCAACUAGUCAGCUGCAAUGAUCAGUAUCUUGAUUUAUUGCUGCACAUUAAUUUUAUUAACAAAACUCUCCAUCAGAGUGACAUCUGCCAUUUGCAUGGCAUCCGAAUCAAGGAAGUAAAAGAAUCUGAUGAUUUGAAGUCGACGAAAAAUGAACCAGCAGCUAGAUUCGUUACCUCCUUGUUUCCUCUUCAAUAUCCAGUUGCUCUAUGCAAUGUUCUUGCGGACAGAGAGAGCAGAGUUAUCGUGAACACCAGCUACUAUGUAACUGGCAACAAUUCUGAGGGUGCUGCGGCUCUUGAAGAUGCUUUAAUUGUGCCACCACAAGGAAUGCUCCCAAACUGUGAAAGUUCGUCUUCUUCAGUAAGUCCGCAAUCCAGCUUCUGUGUGUCGGAUACUAGUUCUCCAGCCUGCAAAACAGCUGCUACAUCUGAACAGCAGGGUCCUGGUAUUGAAUUCUCUACAUCAGUGCCAAAUGACGUUGCACCUACAACAGAAAACCUCGGUUCACUUAUUAGGCCAACUAAAACUAUUACUAAGGAUGAUGGAUUAAAGAAGGAACCAGCCUCUUCUCUCUUACUUGAACCCAGCCAAAAAGCCAUUGAAGAAUCUGUAAUUUUUGAACCUCCCAUGACUGCUUCUAUAGACCCUAAUCAUCAAGCUACUACUGCUGAUAAGAUUUCCGAGGAUCCUGGGAUUCAAGGAACAGCAUUUGCGACAGCCCCUCACAUAACAGCUGCAACUUCAGUACCAGAAACGAACACUGAGUCUGGCGAUAUUUCGGGAGACACAGAAUCUGGCGAAGCAAUACUUUCAGAAACUGAAACAGAAACUGAGGCUGAGCGCGAUCAUGAAAUGAAAAUAUCUCCACAAGAUCAACUCAGUCUGGAUACGCUAUUAUCGGACCUAAAGGACCUCGACGCUGACUCAGUUGCUCUUCAAAACAACCCGGCAGCUCCAAGUGCAACACUAUCUCAACCUAUUCCAACACCGCAACAAAAGGAAUCAGUCUUUUUAAGGUUGUCUAACAGGAUAAAGACCCUGGAGCGGAACAUGUCGCUUAGUGGUCAAUACCUCGAGGAACUUAGUAAAAGGUAUAAGAAACAAGUAGAGGAGAUGCAGCGCACAUUGGAACGUGCAAUUGCAGCGAUGAGCGAAGAGUCACACCGUGCCGAGGAGCGAGAAACCAAAAAACAAGGAGAGAUAACGGACUUGAAGGAACAAGUUUCAACUUUGACUAGAUCUCUUAACACGCUUCUGAGUGAUAGGGACAGCUGGCGGAGUAAAUUCUCUAUGAUAGGCCAACACUUAGUCCUGAUCUGUGUCGAAAUUGUUAUUGUUCUUAUGGUGUUAUCAUAUUGCCGGAGGAAUGGAGACCUCGAUGAGGACGUUGAGACAUCUACUGAAUCCCAGGUAAGAAGGCGAAAAAGUGUCGGAGGAACUAAUGAGUGCGUGACAACAAGGAAAACGAAAAAAAGACGUCCAAGCGAGAUCGCAUCCCACGUAUCCGGCACGUAUCAUGAGCUUAUGAUCGAAGAUUCUGCUGUGUCAAACGACGUCAGGAGGAAGGAAAAAAGGCGGAAAAGAAAACGGGACUCUAUCAGCAAAGGUUCAGUUGUAACCGUAUCAAAUUUUCCAAUGAUCAAACCCAUCCGCAAGGAAAACCUCAACACUAUACCUGGUGGUACCAAUCUUCCUUCGAGACGCGCUUCAUCUUCAGAUACGACGAAAUUACCCGGAAAAGAGAAUUUUGAGACUGAUGAUGUUCAGCAGCGGCCGGAUUCUGCGCCAGAAACCAGUUUGGGUUGGUUCAGCGAACAAACACAGCCUGAAAAGACUUCCGGAUCUUUAGCUACCGGUUGCACGGUUUCUGUUACAUCCACGGAAACGCCGAGAAGCGCUCAGCGUGUUCAUGAUCCGCACAACCACGGAAUCGAAGAUAUUAUAGAAUCCAGGUCUCGGUUUGAAAUCAUCAAGCGAAAAAGCAACAGCCAAAAGGAUCCUGAGCAAAAGAUACUACUACCAGGAAAGCCUGAAGGUAUUCUAAAGAAUCGGCGAAUUCCUGCACCUGCCUUCAUGAAGACUGCACUAGAGUCGAGAAGCAAAAGGUUGUCUAAUAAAAAAAACUUGUUAAUGGAACCCACAUCGCAACUUAAAUCAGAUAAUUGGGAAUGGUACUCAAAGAAUUCCGGCAGCAGAUCUAGUCAAGAGGAUAGAGAAUCGUCGAUACUAUCGGCGACGGUCCAAGAUGGGGAUGAAAGGAUGAAUGGGUUCUCGGUGAACAAUGGAAAAUACGAAGACAGCGAUGACUUGGGAAGCAUAUGCAGGACGGCCAGUUCUGGUUCAAUAAAGGAGAAAAAAACAUACGGCAUUAAGAAAAUGGUAAAAAAACUUUUCUGAUUAAACUGAAUCGCGUCGCAAGACGUACUAUGAGGCUAUGCUAGUCUCAUGUAGCAAUCGAAAAGAAGAAAAAUUUUGAAGUAACUGUUUGAUGUGGCUAACUUAGACUGUUUAUUAGUUUCACCUUCUAACUAAACUGCCAGUGAAACUUGAAUAUGAGUCUGUGGCCAAUUGAGGAUUACUUUCGAAAAUUAGCUGUGAAUAGCUUUAUUAGACGUUGAUUGAAGUACAUACAUAGGUCAUUUAGGUAGGUAGGUUAUACAAUUGAUUAUUAUCGUUAUACUUUUUGUGUGAGGCUUUAAAAGCUUAAAGAAAAGACAAAUGAUCGAUUUGAUCAUAAGAAGAUAUUACGAAUUUCACCAAUUGAAAAUUCAACGUUGUUGAUUAAACGUUCAAAUUGUUUAUCCACUUCGUUAUCUUUUAGUCGUAAUUAAAACUUAACCAAGAAGUUUAUUUUCUCCUGCUGGAGUGUAUCAUUCUUUCCGUUAUCGUAUAAACUACAUGAUUGUUGUGUAUAACUACAUGCACUGGUACACUCUUGCAUAUAUAAUACAUACCUCUAGUACCUAUAAAGAGAUCAAAGUCUUGACUAGUUGACGAAAAUCAAAGGAGACAAUGUUAAAAUAUUUAUUGCUGGUAAUUUACAAAUAUAUGUCCUUAUAUUGUAGUAAAAUAAUGCACGCUGUGAUAUUGUAAGCUCUAUUAAGUGCACAAGGAGAGAUUCGAAGAAACAGAACGAAAAUUACUUUGGUAAAUUGUACAAAGUAGAAAUUGACAAUUUAACGAGGUUGGUUCCCCAAAGCAACAUAGUUGGUAAUUGAAAGGAGUCAUAUUAGGAUGUUGAUUGGUAUAGUCGUUUGUCGUUAUUCUAUAAGGUUUCGAAAACUUUGCUACUUGGUUUUUUAGAAGAUUGACCUUGAGCAUAAUAUAUUAUGCUAUAUAAGGUGGCAAAAUAGGUCUUUCUACGCUGAGCAUAAAUUUGCAAUAUGAAUCAUAAGUGAACACAUACGCAUGACAAAGAUGAAUAUUGCAAAUACGCAUGGUGAAAGAAGACUUUCCCGCUGUGGUAUUUACGAUGCUUUACUUAACAAAAGUGUGGAUCACACUUUUUUUUACAGCGAAGUACAAAAAAAUAGCACUUUUCGGUAUUACGACGUAAAAGUGCACUUCUUUGUACUCCGAUGUUCUUUCUUUUGUACUGUCGCAGAAACGAUUACUUUAUGUACAAAACGCAGGUAAAAAAAAACGCGUAAACCAUACUAGUGUUACAUAGAAAUAUAAACAACACGGUGAGCUUAUAGUUACUGUGCGGGAUAUUGCGGCUCUCAGGGCUUGAAAUCAAUCCCUAUUCUUCUACAUGGUUGCAGGGGCAAUCAACCCCCAUAAUCUCUAAUCAUACACCUCCUAGUACUUAAUUGUUGCAUUUAAAGACGAUUAUGAUUGAGCAACGUUUCUGACCAAGUCAGAUGUAUUUAUUAUUUGUACACACAUACAUAAUAAUGAAUUGAAUUAUAUGGUUUCAAUAGUGUACAACUUGGUCACUCGUAUUUAUUAUAGGAAAUUGGGGUAGAAUUUCAGAGAUAUUAGUUGUGUAUUUAAAAAUGAGGUUUGGUCAGUUUAAUAGAAUGCGUCAUUCUAAAUCCCCAUUAACUUCCAAUAAAGGAUUUAUUAAGUGGACCUGGCUCUACCUAUCAUUCAGUUUUUAAUAUAUUAAUGAGGCGCUCAAUUUUCUGAAGUUACAGCUAAGAAACAUUGAUAUUAGCAGUGCAUUGACAAUACUGACGGAAUAGAUGAUUCAUAUUUGUUUACCUCCUUACCAUCUUCAACCAACAGACAAGUAUCACGUGUAGUAAUGAACUAGUCUUAGGGGAAAAUUAUUAACGUUCAAUUAGUAAAUAGUUAGAGAAAUAUAAAUUAUGUAAAUAAUGCGCUGUUAAAUUGUCACGCAAUUCCAAAACAUUUUCAUCAUUAGAUAACAUUAUUAAUAUUAUAUUUAUUCCUUUUAAUUUGAUGUACUACUACAUUAUAUCAGACACAUAACAUAUACAUCAUACACGAAUACACAGAAUUAUAGAAACCCAUGUUUUAUUGUAUGAUAUUGCAUCACACUACGUUGGUAUAUACGUUUAUAUUUACUGUCAAUCUUAGAUUAUUAUUAAUUGCGGCAAGUUAUAAAUUUGAAGCGAACACUCCAAGAUAUAAAAUGUAUACAAAUGAAAUUGAAUUUAUGUGAAUUUUCAGUGAACGGCACAGCAAAGUUUAGUUCAUUCUGUUUUUACUUUACCUUUUAUAAUGAUCGACUGCUUUCAUUUGUGUUGAAAAGAACAUUCUUACAAGACUCCUGAUAACAUUGUCUAGUACAUACAUUUUAAGUUGGAGAAUAUGCGCCUGUGUAAAGAUAGAGAAAUAAAUUGCCAAAAAUCAGUGUGGAAGUAUUCAAAAUAGAAAAAUUGAUUACACUGUUUUACCGGUACCUUACAUACAUGUACGUAAUACGAUCUGUUCGUUUCAUGUUAACGAUACACGGUACGUGAAAACUUUUCAAAUGAGCACGUGAAAUGAAAAGGCAAAAAUUCAAUACAAGGCUGUGAUCAAUGAUUCCCCAUUUAAUUGAUGCAGAUCGGGUGACGUAGUUUCUAUUUUUUGGAAAAAUUGUGGAAUAAUAGUACACAAGAUGUAAGUGGAAGAAUGUGACGAAUAUGAUUUGCUUGGUCAUUAUAGCACAUGAUACAUGAAUUCAAUUUGCACGAGGAAACACUUGAUCAAAGAGGUAAUUCAAAAAAUAUAACAUCAAAAUAUACUCAA